AUGUCUCUGGCUACAAAACUACGUAGAGUUCGGAAGCCACCUCCAGAGGGAUGGGAUUUGAUCGAGCCGACCUUGGAACAGUUUGAGGCAAAAAUGCGAGAAGCUGAAACUGAACCUCAUGAAGGAAAACGAAAAACAGAAAUCAACUGGCCAAUCUUUCGAAUUCAUCAUCAACGAUCUCGCUACAUCUAUGAUAUGUAUUACAAAAAAGCCGAAAUCAGCCGUGAAUUAUACGAAUUUUGCUUAACCGCCAAGUUCGCUGAUGCUGCUCUCAUUGCCAAGUGGAAGAAACAAGGAUAUGAAAACCUGUGUUGUGUUAAAUGUGUACAGACUCGUGACAGCAAUUUCGGAACUGCCUGUAUCUGUCGCGUACCAAAAAGCAAACUCGAUGCAGAACGUGUCAUUGAAUGUGUUCAUUGCGGUUGUCAUGGUUGCUCUGGGUGA
Molecule: messenger RNA, 444 nt
Organism: Caenorhabditis remanei
Lineage: Eukaryota; Metazoa; Nematoda; Chromadorea; Rhabditida; Rhabditidae
Exons: 3
Coding region: 1-444 (147 amino acids)
Biological process (GO): mRNA splicing, via spliceosome
Cellular component (GO): spliceosomal complex; nucleus
Source: RefSeq, a predicted model, not a curated record